UUUACUCAGAAGCUUUCGGUUUUCUUCGCAUUGGGUUUUCCACAACAUUCGAAUACUUUUUCAUUUCCCCUUUUGCCCCUGUCUACGUUAAGAAACGAACCAUGAGAGAGAGCAUACCGGAGGGCAGACGCGGAACAAAGUUUGGAGAAGCAAGCAGCCUCCCCCGCCAGAAAUUCUCCAAUUUCCUCCAAUCAGAUCCGCUCACCUCUUCUCCAACCAACGACUACGAUUUCUCCAAUCGCAGCUGCAUGGCCUCGGAGUCGGCGGGCAACCCCGGCUACUACUCCUCCGAUCACAACAAUCCGAUGAGCGCCAGCGGAUCGUCGCCGUACAUCAUGUCCCCGUGGAAUCAAGCAUCUCCCUAUUCAAAAUCUCCGUGGUCGAGAUCGUCCCCCGUAAUUCCGUUAUCCGACGAGAAUUUCCCAUUCAACGGCCCAGUUGGAUCGCUCGUCCGGGAAGAAGGCCACGUGUACUCGCUGGCAGCAUCCGGCGAGCUGCUGUACACGGGGUCAGAUAGCAAGAACAUACGCGUCUGGAAGAAUCAGAAGGAAUUCUCAGGCUUCAAGUCGAGCAGCGGGCUCGUUAAGGCGAUCGUGAUUGCUGGAGGGAAGAUCUUCACCGGCCACCAGGACGGCAAGAUCCGGGUCUGGAAGGCAUCAGCAAGCGAUCCGAGCAUCCACAAGCGGGCCGGGACGCUCCCCAGUCUGAAAGAUUUCUUGAAGAGCUCCAUCAAUCCGAACAACUACGUCGAGGUCCGACGCCACCGGAGCUCGAUAUGGAUCCGGCAUUUCGAUGCCGUGUCGUGCUUGAGCUUGGAUGAAGAUCAUGGGCUCUUGUACUCGGCCUCUUGGGACAAGACGCUGAAAGUGUGGCGGAUUUCCGAUUCUAAAUGCUUGGAAUCAAUCAACGCUCACGAUGAUGCCAUCAAUUCAGUGGUUGUCGGAUUCGACGGCCUGAUCUUCACAGGAUCGGCCGACGGGACGGUUAAAGCGUGGAGGAGAGAGUUACAAGGCAAGAACACGAAGCACUUGCCAAUGCAGACGCUCCUAAAGCAGGAGUGUGCCGUUACGGCAUUGGCUGUUAAUCGGACGGACUACAUCGUUUACUGCGGAUCAUCGGACGGUCUUGUUAAUUACUGGGAGAGAGAGAAGCAUCUGUCGCAUGGUGGGGUCCUACGUGGCCACAAGCUCGCCGUCUUAUGCCUGGCUGCCGCCGGGAGCCUCGUGUUUAGCGGAUCGGCCGAUAAGACGAUAUGCGUGUGGCAGAGGGACGGUGUGACACACACGUGCCUCUCGGUGUUGAAUAGCCACCUGGGGCCCGUCAAAUGCCUGGCCGUGGAGGAGGAUCGGGAAUCAACGGUGGAUGAUCGUCGGUGGAUUCUGUACAGUGGUAGUCUCGACAGGUCUGUGAAGGUGUGGAAGGUGGCGGAGCAAGCGCCGGUUAUGGCCAUGAUGCAACAGCAGCAAUUUGAGAGCUUCGCACCCCGGGGCCCUGUGGGCCAGAAGACUAGAUACUAAGGACACAUGUCUGCAUAGGAUUAGUGCCACGUGUUGAUGUCGAAAUGAUGACAAUCGGAACACGUGCGGCUACGGUUCGUGGCCAAGCUUUGUGGGGUGGGGUGUAAAUAGCGAUGGUGUACAGUUUGGUAGGAGUGAACGGCUGAGAUGAAGAAUAUAUAUAGAUAGAAAUAGCAUGAAACUCUGCAAGGGUUGUCGGUUGUUUAAAUGCAGUGAAAGUUUUUAUCUUUAUCUUUUUCUUUUUCCUCUCUCUCUCAGGAACAUGUUAUAUAUUCAGAGAAAUUCAAUGAAAGUAUGUUUUCUCUUAGGACAUGGUUUAAACAUUUAUUUAUUGUUAAUUUUUUUUU
This is a messenger RNA of Magnolia sinica, 1864 nucleotides long. RefSeq names its product protein JINGUBANG-like. The transcript has a single exon. Bases 102 to 1517 code for a protein of 471 amino acids. The record is from RefSeq and is a predicted model, not a curated record. Gene Ontology annotation, molecular function: protein binding. NCBI's taxonomy places the organism in Eukaryota, Viridiplantae, Streptophyta, Magnoliopsida, Magnoliales, Magnoliaceae.